Messenger RNA from Gigantopelta aegis, 1233 nucleotides. RefSeq lists its product as uncharacterized. The coding region runs from base 1 to 1233 and encodes 410 amino acids. Lineage: Eukaryota; Metazoa; Mollusca; Gastropoda; Neomphalida; Peltospiridae. The transcript has a single exon. The record is from RefSeq and is a predicted model, not a curated record.
AUGCUCCAGUCCCCAUCUCUCGCCAUAUUCCAAUCCACAUCUCUCGCCAUGUUCCAGACUCCAUUCCUCGCUAUGUUUCAGUCCCCAUCCCUCGCCAUAUUCCAGUCCACAUCUCUCGCCAUAUUCCAAUCCACAUCUCUCGCCAUGUUCCAGACUCCAAUCCUCGCUGUGUUUCAGUCCCCAUCCCUCGCCAUAUUCCAGUCCCUAUCUCUCACCAUACUCCAGUCCGCAUUUCUCGCCAUAUUCCAGUCCACAUCUCUCGCCAUAUUCCAAUCCACAUCUCUCGCCAUAUUCCAGUCCACAUCUCUUGCCAUAUUCCAAUCCACAUCUCUCGCUAUGUUCCAGACUUCAUUCCUCGCUAUGUUUCAGACUCCAUCCCUCGCCAUAUUCCAGUCCCUAUCUCUCACAUACUCCAGUCUGCAUUUCUCGCCAUAUUCCAGUCCACAUCUAUCGCCAUGUUCCAGACUCCAUCCCUCGCCAUGUUCCAGUCCCCAUCCCUCGCCAUAUGCCAGUAUCUCUCGCAAUGUUCCAGUCUCCAUCUCUCGCCAUGUUCUAGUACCAAGCAGUCGCCAUAUUCCAGUCUCCAUCUCUCGCCAUGUUCCAGACUCUAUUCCUCGCUAUUUUUCAGUCCCCAUCCCUCGCCAUAUUCCAGUCCUUAUCUCUCACCAUACUCCAAUCCGCAUUUCUCGCCAUAUUCCAGUCCACAUCUCUCGCCAUAUUCCAAUCCACAUCUUUCGCCAUGUUCCAGACUCCAAUCCUCGCUGUGUUUCAGUCCCCAUCCCUCGCCAUAUUCCAGUCCCUAUCUCUCACCAUACUCCAGUCCACAUUUCUCGCCAUAUUCCAGUCCACAUCUCUUGCCAUAUUCCAAUCCACAUCUCUCGCCAUAUUCCAGUCCACAUCUCUUGCCAUAUUCCAAUCCACAUCUCUCGCUAUGUUCCAGACUUCAUUCCUCGCUAUGUUUCAGACUCCAUCCCUCGCCAUAUUCCAGUCCCUAUCUCUCACAUACUCCAGUCUGCAUUUCUCGCCAUAUUCCAGUCCACAUCUAUCGCCAUGUUCCAGACUCCAUCCCUCGCCAUGUUCCAGUCCCCAUCCCUCGCCAUAUGCCAGUAUCUCUCGCAAUGUUCCAGUCUCCAUCUCUCGCCAUGUUCUAGUACCAAGCAGUCGCCAUAUUCUAGUCUCCAUCUCUCGUCAUGUUUCAGUCUCCAUCUCCCGCCAUGUUCUAGUAUCAAGUAG